UUUAAAUAUUUUUUAUUUCAGUCAUAAUUUAAAGAGCUUAAAAAUGAUGGAGAAAUCUCUUGCAAACACAAAUUUGGAGCAUUUAUCUCGUUUGAAUGUUACGACAAGACCUGCUUGUCGCUCUGUUGAAAUGUUGAAGAAAAUGAUUGAAAAUGGCAUGAAUAUUGCCCGUAUGAACUUUUCUCAUGGAGAUCACGAAUAUCACGCCGGAACAAUCAAAAAUGUUCGUGAAGCAGCCAACAGCUUCAAUCCACCCAAGAUUGUCGCGAUUGCUCUUGAUACUAAAGGACCAGAGAUUCGGACUGGUCUCCUUGUUGGGGGAGGCUCUGCAGAGGUCACACUCGAAAAGGAUGCUUCUAUAAGGCUUACAACUGAUCCGGCAUUUGAAAAGUCUUCAACUGGUGUUUGCCUUUUUGUCGAUUACAAGAAUAUUGUUAAAGUCGUCAAGCCUGGCUCUCGUGUUUUUAUCGAUGAUGGGUUGAUUUCUCUUAUUGUCGAGGAAAUUACUGGUGACGGCGCAGUCUCUUGUAAAGUCGAGAAUGGCGGGAAACUUGGCAGCCGCAAAGGAGUGAAUCUUCCAGGGACCGCAGUUGAUUUGCCGGCUGUUUCUGAGAAGGAUACCAGCGAUUUACUUUUUGGAGUGGAACAGGGUGUUGAUAUAAUCUUUGCUUCUUUCAUUCGUGACGCUGAAGCUAUUCGCACCAUCCGUGAAGUUCUUGGGGAGAAAGGAAAGAAUAUAAAGAUCAUCUCAAAAAUUGAAAAUCAACAAGGGGUUGACAAUGCUGAUGAAAUAAUUGAGGCUUCUGAUGGUGUUAUGGUUGCUCGUGGAGAUUUGGGAAUCGAAAUUCCAGCCGAGAAAGUAUUUAUUGCACAAAAGAUGCUAAUCUCAAAAUGUAAUAUUGCUGGAAAACCUGUCAUUUGUGCUACGCAAAUGCUUGAAUCCAUGGUUUCGAAGCCACGUCCAACGCGCGCUGAGGGAAGUGAUGUUGCCAAUGCUGUUUUGGAUGGCGCUGAUUGUGUUAUGCUUUCUGGUGAGACUGCUAAGGGAGAAUAUCCCGUUGAAACUCUCAUCACUAUGCAUAAUAUUUGCAAAGAGGCAGAAUCGGCCUUUUUCCAUGCAAAAUUCUUUCAAGAAAUUUGUAAAGACACCAAAAAGCCAACAGACAAAACACAAACAAUAGCAAUUGCUGCUACUUCUGCGGCUAUUUCGUGUCGUGCUAGUGCUAUUGUGGUUAUGACGACAACUGGCAAAUCAGCAAUCGAUUGUUCUCGUUAUAAGCCGCCAGUCCCAAUUAUUGCGGUUUCUCGUGAUGCACAAGUUGCCCGGCAAUUACAUUUGUAUCAAGGAGUAUUUCCUCUUCAUUAUCCUAAAAUGGAACGAGAACCUGAUUGGACGACUGAUCUUGAGAAACGUAUUGAAGUGGGAAUUGAUGAAGGAAAAUCGCGUGGUUUUAUCCAUACUGGAGAUAUUGUUGUGGUUAUUACUGGUUGGCGUACAGGUUCUGGUGCAACAAAUACUCUUCGUUUGAAAACAAUUGAAUAG
This is a messenger RNA of Meloidogyne enterolobii, 1543 nucleotides long. Lineage: Eukaryota; Metazoa; Nematoda; Chromadorea; Rhabditida; Meloidogynidae. The record is from the annotation of a GenBank genome assembly.